AUGGUCCGCCUGAUCGCAAUUGGAUUCUUCUUCCUCGCAGGUCUCUUGACCGCAAAUGCUUGCACUUAUUGCCAGUGCGAGUUUUCCGAUGGUUCCCACUGCUGUGUCUACUCUGACUCCUCCGUGGGUAACCUUGAUUGCACUACAGUUUGCUCAAGCGCUCAUCGAGCUGAUGGGACUACCAACUCGGAUGGCACUGCUGGUACUGCAUGCAAUGCUGGAGGGAGCUACAAGUGUGCAAGUGUCUUUGAGGCUCAGGACCGCACCGCAUGCUAUACAGAGUAA
Molecule: messenger RNA, 285 nt
Organism: Penicilliopsis zonata CBS 506.65
Lineage: Eukaryota; Fungi; Ascomycota; Eurotiomycetes; Eurotiales; Aspergillaceae
Exons: 2
Coding region: 1-285 (94 amino acids)
Source: RefSeq, a predicted model, not a curated record